Molecule: messenger RNA, 1262 nt
Organism: Truncatella angustata
Lineage: Eukaryota; Fungi; Ascomycota; Sordariomycetes; Amphisphaeriales; Sporocadaceae
Product: prion-inhibition and propagation-domain-containing protein
Exons: 1
Coding region: 183-848 (221 amino acids)
Source: RefSeq, a predicted model, not a curated record
AAGAAAGAAAAGAAAAAAGGAUCCAGAAUGGCAGAAGCGUUCGGCAUCGUGGCAGGCGCGCUGAGCGUAGCGGCUCUCUCUUCGACAACUGCGUUGACACAUUUGCGUACAUCCAGCUAGGUCGGCAUUUCGCGCAUGACUACGAGGCAUGCCAACUGAAGCUAGAUAUUGCGGGGAUACGGAUGGGACGAUGGGGACAGGCGGUCAAGAUUAACGACGACCCGCAGUUCGACUCCGGCUCCCCGACCGACAAGUCCGUCCAAGUGACAAAAUCGAUCCUCGAGGAGAUGGCGCUGCUCUUCCAGUCCGCACGAAAUAGAUACGAGCUCACCAAGGACCAGCAGAAUCUAGGGUUGCUGGAGGACGAGAACAUGAGGUCGGUGGGCCGGGCGCUGCAUAGGCGGCUGAAAGACAUCGUCCGGCAGAGACAGAAACAGACGAGCCUGGUGAAGAAGACAACGUGGGGGCUGCAUGACGGGAAAGUUCUGGAGAACAUUGCCAGUAAGAUUGCCGAGUUUGUUGAUGCUCUGGAGGACGUGUUCCCCGCGGAGGAUGUCCAUCGGAAAUUGGUCAAGAUCGAAAUCGAUGAAAUGGACGAGCCGAGCUUGAUAUUGCUUAAGGAUGCAGCGCGGGGGAUUGACACGGCCCUGUCCGAUGCGGCGGGGCAGAAGAUUAACUUGAUUGCGGGACGGAAUCCGGCCAACAAGAUCGAGUCAAGGACCAGACGACCAAUUCGGUGGGGACAGUCACAGCGAAAGGCCGGUCCGGGAUGCAGAUUGAAAACAUAUUCGGGGGUAAGGGACUUUGGGAUUAGGCAGGGAAGGUGGAGCCGUAGUCCGUUGCCGUAGCAUUCAGUCCAUUGUGAACGCUACAGAUUCUCGCUCUUCUACAUACCUCCUAGGUUAAGUGCGUCAACAUGUCACGACGGAGCCAAACGCGCGCCCAUCCAAUGCGACGCGUUAGUAACGUCACUUCCGAGAUGUUCAUAAGUAUUUAAGUCGAAGCAGGAGUCGCCAUAGUCGAGCAGUCCGCACUAUCGCGGAACUUGAUCACAUACUCUCUACCAUUAAUCCAGAAAGCGCGGCUUUUCCAAUCGUAUUGCAAUCUUGGGCCGAAAUAGACAAUGUUAAGGAGGGGCCACUAUGCAUAAUAAUCAACCUUCAGUAUUAUAUCACAAGCCUAAAGACCCAUGGCGUGGCCCAAGAUGCUCUCAAGUUGUGGCAUGAAGUAUGGGCGCAGUGGUCUCGAAGGAGUGACUACUA